GCCGCCAUGUUGGAUGGCGCGUGUGGGCGGCGGGUGUCGAAGGCGGCGGCGGCGGCCGCCGGAGCCCGGAGCCCAGCAACGCCCGCCGGCAGCAGGCCAAGCUCCCCGGCUCCUUUCAUACCGUUGAUGAGGAGAGGAAAUGACUGUAUCGGACCUCGCUGCCCGUCGGUUGUUCUCACUCCAUCGUCCUGCCCGAGGGACCUGCAGGGGGGGAACCGUUGGCCUGGCGGCCGAUCCCUGAGGACUUUGGGGAGAGAUCUGCCUUGACGGAGCAGGCGGCAAAAAUGACAACUUCGUCGAUCAGGCGGCAGAUGAAGAACAUUGUGAACAAUUAUUCGGAGGCCGAAAUUAAGGUCCGGGAAGCGACUUCCAACGACCCCUGGGGCCCCUCCAGCUCCUUAAUGACCGAGAUUGCAGACCUGACGUACAACGUGGUGGCCUUCUCGGAAAUCAUGAGCAUGAUCUGGAAGCGGCUGAACGACCACGGCAAGAACUGGAGGCACGUCUACAAGGCUCUGACCCUGCUGGAUUACCUGAUCAAGACCGGGUCGGAGCGGGUGGCCCAGCAGUGCAAGGAGAACAUCUUUGCCAUCCAGACGUUGAAGGACUUCCAGUACGUGGAUCGGGACGGGAAGGACCAGGGCAUCAACGUGCGCGAGAAGUCCAAGCAGUUGGUCUCCCUGCUGAAGGACGACGAGCGUCUCAAGGCCGAGAGGGCCCAGGCCCUGAAGACCAAAGAACGAAUGGCUCAGGUGGCCACCGGGGUGGGGAGCAACCAGAUCUCCUUCGGUCGAGGGUCCAGCCAGCCCAAUCUGUCCACCAGCUACUCCGAGCAAGAGUACGGGAAAUCGGGAGGCUCCCCAGCUUCCUACCAUGGGUCUACUUCACCAAGAGUGUCUUCGGAACUGGAGCAGGCCCGGCCUCAGACCAGCGGGGAAGAGGAACUGCAGCUGCAGCUGGCUUUGGCCAUGAGCAGAGAAGUGGCAGAACAGGAAGAGCGCCUGCGCCGCGGCGAUGAUUUGAGGUUGCAGAUGGCGUUGGAAGAAAGUCGCAGAGAUACUGUCAAAUUUCCCAAAAAGAAGGAGCACGCAGCGUUGCUGGACCUCAUGGACGCGCUGCCUUCUUCCGCCGCCACCCCGGCCCCCAAGGGAGAGUCUUGGAAGCCCCCAGCUGCAAUCAAGAAGGCCGACCCUUGGAGGGCCGCUCCAGCCAGCACCGCCCCCUCCGAUCCCUGGCAAUCGUUCGGUGCCAAACCAGCCACCUCCGUUGAUCCGUGGGGAGCCCCCGCGGCCUCCUCAGCUGCCCAGCCUCUCCCAAAGAGUGCCGAUCCUUGGGCUCCUUCCCAGCCCUCGUCUGUGGCAACCAAGACAGCCGUGGACCCCUGGGGAACAGCACCAGUCAACAAGCCAAUCUCUGCUUCUGGUAGCAAAUCUUUCGACCUCUUCAGCAAUUUGAACGGGACAAUUAAAGACGACUUUUCUGAAUUCGACACCCUUCGGACUACUAAGCAAGGUUCUGCUUUGUCGGCCCAGAACAGUGGGACUACCAGCCCGGACCUCUCGGACUGCCAGCCAGCCGCCUUCUCCUCCUCCUCCUCCUCCUCCUGCAGUAAACAGAGCGCCGCUCGGAAAACGCCCGAGUCUUUCUUGGGCUCCAAUGCUGCUCUGGUGAAUCUGGACUCCUUGGUAUCCAAGCCCCUCCAGCCAGCACCGUCCCUCAACCCUUUCUUGGCUCCAGGAUCGUCGUCAGCGUCGUCGGCUUCUCCUUCUCCAGCCACAGUCAACCCCUUCCAAGUGAACCAGCCGCAGCCCCUCACUCUCAAUCAGAUGCGGGCCAGCCCCGUCCUCGGAGGCAGCCUGUCCUUCAACGCGGCGCUGGGGCCGGAACUGGGGGCCCUUCCUUCUGUGGCUCCCGUGGUCCUGGCCCCCCUGCCAGCUGCGGGCCCGGUGGCCCCUCUAACCCAGAUGGGCCCGGGCGUGAGCAGCGUGGGCGCGAUGGGGUCCGUGGCACAGCCUCUCCGCCACCCGGGGAUGCCCGCCUCGGUCUCUCAGCCGGCCAACGCCACCAACCCUUUCCUCCUCUGAAGGAAGGCCGGAGUGCGGAGCCCCCCUGGGAAAGGCGGGCAGGACCUCCUCUGAGGCUGGCUUGGGCUGAACCGCCAGUGCCGGAGACCGGGGCGGCUAGCCUGGCGGGCUGCUGUAUGUAGCCGCCUUCGGCGGGGACUCCCGGUGCCCUCGGCCAUUCGCCCAGCCUGCCCUUUGGCCGCAGGUGGUACUUCUCGCUCGGGUUCUCGGCAGCCUUGCAGCAGAAACGCUUCGCCGUUUGUCACCAGAGUCAGUUUCUGCUCCCUCCUUUUCGUUACUCAUUUCAAGGUAAUAGGAAGAGUUUGCCACCUCAAAGAGCCCCCCCUCCCUGUGUUGUUUUGUAGGACCAUGAGCCGCACCCGGAAGUGCCGCAGCCCGAGCCAGCCCCGACCCCGUGCUUGCAAACACCCGUUCGAGACUCAGAGAGUGCCAGUGAACAUGUGUGCACAUAACCACACGCUCUUCUUCUAGACUGUUUGGUUCACCCAGAGUCCUUACCAGUCUUGGCGAAAGAGGCACCUGGCCUUUGUUUUCUCUAUACAUCCUUGCACACUAAAAUGUCCAGCAAAACUGUGCCUCCCUUUCCUCCCCCCCCUCCCCUCUGAGAAUCAGGUGGGGAGGGCCGGGCGAGCUCGUCUGCGGGAGGAGAACCGAAGCAAGCUCUGUGAAGUCCCGCAAAGUUUUUGUGAAACCCCGCAAGUGUGCUGUUUUGUAUGCAGUGUUGAAUUUCUACACUUAACCACGGACGGCCCGUGGCUUCCCUCGGAAGGGCUGGCAGGCUGCCCUGGUGUUCAGGGCUGGCUUUGGCUCCGUGCUUUCUGAUGGUGGCUUCAUUUGGGAAUUAGUUACACGUGCCCUUUUAAUUUGACUUGCAAUGCAAGGCUUUAAAAAAGGCAUAGGGUGGGGGAUACCGAGGUAAUACUGGGGUAAUACUCGGGAACUGAUCUGGGGGUGACCUUUUGUUAUUAUGCAGUAAUCCUUGUAUACUUUUGCACUUUUAAGGACAGGGCCGUUUUGGAUUUGAGUUCGCCAGGUGAGCGUUCCGUUUUCACUCUUGCUAAUUUUUAUAAUGUUCUUAUUUAACAGUCGAUAGUUUUGAUAGAUUUAUCAGGUUUAGUGGAAAAAUUAAGAUACCAUCUUUCUUUUCCAGUUCUCUUCUUCUUUUUUUGAUUUAAUGUUUCUUAUUUAUAUAUAAAUAUUUUAGCUCUUGGUUUUCAUGAAGAGAAUUUUAAAGGGAAUAUCGACAAACCCACCUACUUUUGAACAAAGACAUUUGUAUUGGGGGGGGGUGAAUAGAAUAGCUCCUGUAACAUGAAUUUUGAGAGGAAUAUGGCUAAGGUGACAUUUAAAAAGGAAAACACUACAGUUGCCUUUCAGUUUCCCCGUUUUAUGACUCCAUCUCUCCACUUCAUGU
Pseudonaja textilis is the source of this 3498-nucleotide messenger RNA. It is a transcript of the gene EPN2, whose product is annotated as epsin 2. Gene Ontology annotation, molecular function: clathrin binding; phospholipid binding. Gene Ontology annotation, cellular component: endosome; plasma membrane; clathrin vesicle coat. The record is from RefSeq and is a predicted model, not a curated record. Lineage: Eukaryota; Metazoa; Chordata; Lepidosauria; Squamata; Elapidae. Gene Ontology annotation, biological process: endocytosis.